AUUUUGGUAAAAUCAGUCUUGUAUCUUUAUCUGGGAAACACAAAAAAGAACCCGAAGGAAUCUGACAAACGGAAACAACUGUGGUUUUGAGGUUGAAAAUCCUGAGAAAGUCUUAAAAAAAGAAACUUUAGAAAGAAAAAUGAGAAAGGAAGCAAAUCUCUAACAGUGAAUUCAGCUACCGCAACGGAGCAGCAGAGGCAACAACAGCGGGAGAUUGUUCUUUUUAUGGAUCUUUUAUUUUGAUCUAUUCGGUUUUUUUGGACGCUCAACACUGUGAAUUGGACAAUUGAACUUUUUCUGUUACUUUUGCUUAUUUUGGUUCUCCAGAUCGAUGCCCAGAUCUUGUUACCUUUUGAUCCAGCUGAAUUAUCUCUCUUAGCUGAAGGGGAGAUUGAGUGGCAACGGAAUGGGUUGGAUUAUCUCAGUGGUGGAUUUCUAGUUCUGGCUUGAAAUUGUUUUGGUGGUUUCUCUUCAUUUUGUCUCCGCAAAUUGUGAUUCUUUUCUAUUGUAGUUGCUGCUUUUGCUUUGCAAGGAGUGUGGGUCGAGUGUCUGAAUAGGAGAUAUCAUACGCCAUUUAAGUAAUGAUCAAACAGAUACUCAAUAGGUUCCCAAGGAAGCCAUCUAAAUCAUCUGAAAAUCGUGAGGGAGGGGGUACCUCUACUUCCGCAUCAAAUGCUUCUACCAGCCCAAGAAACAACGAUUUAUCUGGAAAUCGUUAUGCAAACACUGCUACACCAUUAGCAGGGUUUAAUUCAAACCCAAAUCUUGGAUCAAAUUAUGGCAAUAAACUUUCUCAAGCGAUUAAUCCAAAGCUGAAUGGGAGUCAGCCUGCUCCUUAUGAGGCCUUGCCUAGUUUCAGAGAUGUUCCAAAUUCUGAGAAGCAGAACUUGUUUAUCCGAAAGUUGAACUUAUGUUGCAUUGUGUUUGACUUCACCGACCCUACUAAGAACUUCAAAGAAAAGGACAUCAAGCGACAAACAUUGGUAGAGCUUGUGGACUACGUUUCUUCUGCAAAUGGGAAAUUCUCCGAAACUACAAUGCAAGAAAUGGUUAAGAUGGUGUCCACAAAUUUGUUCAGAAUACUCUCUUCUCCACCUCGGGAGAACAAAGUUUUGGAAGCCUUUGAUUUGGAAGAGGAUGAGCCUUCAAUGGACACUGCAUGGCCUCAUUUGCAAGUUGUGUAUGAAUUUCUUCUGAGGUUUGUUGCAUCACCUGAGACAGAUGCGAAAUUGGCUAAGAGGUACAUUGAUCACGCUUUUGUUCUCAAGUUGUUAGAUCUUUUUGAUUCAGAGGACCCUAGAGAGAGGGAGUAUUUGAAAACAGUCCUGCACCGUAUCUAUGGGAAAUUCAUGGUACAUCGACCAUUCAUCAGGAAACAAAUUAACAACAUCUUUUAUCGCUUUAUUUUUGAAACUGAGAAGCAUAAUGGGAUUGCAGAGCUAUUGGAGAUUCUGGGAAGUAUAAUCAAUGGGUUUGCCCUCCCUUUGAAAGAAGAGCACAAGCUUUUCCUUGUCCGAGCACUCAUUCCAUUACAUAAACCAAAAUGCUUACCCAUGUACCACCAGCAAUUAUCAUAUUGCAUUACACAGUUUGUGGAGAAAGACUGCAAGCUUGCUGAUACAGUUAUACGAGGGAUGCUAAAAUAUUGGCCAAUUACAAAUAGUUCAAAAGAGGUCAUGUUCUUAGGUGAACUGGAGGAAGUUUUAGAAGCAACACAGCCUGCUGAGUUUCAGCGCUGCAUGGUACCCUUGUUCCGCCAGAUCAGCCGUUGCUUGAGCAGUUCACAUUUUCAGGUGGCAGAGAGGGCCUUGUUUUUAUGGAACAAUGAUCACAUUGAGAACUUGAUCAAGCAGAAUCGCAAAGUUAUACUACCAAUCAUCUUCCCUGCCUUAGAGAGAAAUACAAGACAGCAUUGGAAUCAGGCAGUACAAAGCUUGACGCUAAAUGUUCGCAAGAUCUUCUCUGAUAUUGACCUGGAUCUAUUUGAGGAGUGCCUGCUCAAGUUUCAGGAAGAUGAAACACGGGAGAAGGAGAUGAAGGUGAAACGUGAAGUCACCUGGAAACGCUUAGAAGAGAUUGCUGCAGUGAAGGCUACAACUAACGAGCCGGUGCUUGUCUCCCCAAAAGUGAUGGCACGUGCACUAUCUGGCUAAAUAGUUGGAAAGUCUCACCAGCAUUUGAUUUGGUUCACGGUUGGUGUGCAAUGCAAACCACAGAUGGAGGUGGUGACUGAAGAAGUGGAAUAUAAAAUUAAUUGAUUCCCUUGCAUACUCACCGCCUUCAGAAUUUUUGGUUUGCCAUCUAUAGAGCACAAUGGUGGGGGUGCCAUUGUUGCCGGAAAAAAAAAAAGAUAAAAGAAAGGAAAAGGAAAGAAAUCCCAUUUUGGUUAUCCUGGAGCACUGCACCAGUUGAUAAGGAAAUGGGUUAGAGAAUAUAUGGAGCAGGUUCUGUGAGUAAAAUUGAGGUGGUGAUAUGUUUAAUGUGUAGAAAGGUGACAGAGACCUUGAACUCGUUGUACAAUUGUUUAUUCCUUCUGCUUUUAAUGAAAAGUAUGCCCAUGUGCUUGAACAAA
This is a messenger RNA of Manihot esculenta (cassava), 2572 nucleotides long. Its product is annotated as serine/threonine protein phosphatase 2A 57 kDa regulatory subunit B' theta isoform. Gene Ontology annotation, molecular function: protein phosphatase regulator activity. Lineage: Eukaryota; Viridiplantae; Streptophyta; Magnoliopsida; Malpighiales; Euphorbiaceae. Gene Ontology annotation, cellular component: protein phosphatase type 2A complex. Bases 582 to 2153 code for a protein of 523 amino acids. The transcript has 4 exons. Gene Ontology annotation, biological process: signal transduction. The record is from RefSeq and is a predicted model, not a curated record.